CUCUUUCAGGCUGCUUAGGCCACCUCUUUCAGGCUGCUUAGGCCACCUCUUUCAGGCUGCUUAGGCCACCUCUUUCAGGCUGCUUAGGCCACCUCUUUCAGGCUGCUUAGGCCACCUCUUUCAGGCUGCUUAGGCCACCUCUUUCAGGCUGCUUAGGCCACCUCUUUCAGGCUGCUUAGGCCACCUCUUUCAGGCUGCUUAGGCCACCUCUUUCAGGCUGCUUAGGCCACCUCUUUCAGGCUGCUUAGGCCACCUCUUUCAGGCUGCUUAGGCCACCUCUUUCAGGCUGCUUAGGCCACCUCUUUCAGGCUGCUUAGGCCACCUCUUUCAGGCUGCUUAGGCCACCUCUUUCAGGCUGCUUAGGCCACCUCUUUCAGGCUGCUUAGGCCACCUCUUUCAGGCUGCUUAGGCCACCUCUUUCAGGCUGCUUAGGCCACCUCUUUCAGGCUGCUUAGGCCACCUCUUUCAGGCUGCUUAGGCCACCUCUUUCAGGCUGCUUAGGCCACCUCUUUCAGGCUGCUUAGGCCACCUCUUUCAGGCUGCUUAGGCCACCUCUUUCAGGCUGCUUAGGCCACCUCUUUCAGGCUGCUUAGGCCACCUCUUUCAGGCUGCUUAGGCCACCUCUUUCAGGCUGCUUAGGCCACCUCUUUCAGGCUGCUUAGGCCACCUCUUUCAGGCUGCUUAGGCCACCUCUUUCAGGCUGCUUAGGCCACCUCUUUCAGGCUGCUUAGGCCACCUCUUUCAGGCUGCUUAGGCCACCUCUUUCAGGCUGCUUAGGCCACCUCUUUCAGGCUGCUUAGGCCACCUCUUUCAGGCUGCUUAGGCCACCUCUUUCAGGCUGCUUAGGCCACCUCUUUCAGGCUGCUUAGGCCACCUCUUUCAGGCUGCUUAGGCCACCUCUUUCAGGCUGCUUAGGCCACCUCUUUCAGGCUGCUUAGGCCACCUCUUUCAGGCUGCUUAGGCCACCUCUUUCAGGCUGCUUAGGCCACCUCUUUCAGGCUGCUUAGGCCACCUCUUUCAGGCUGCUUAGGCCACCUCUUUCAGGCUGCUUAGGCCACCUCUUUCAGGCUGCUGUUUUCCCCUGCAAAUGGUUAAGAUGUAUACGAUGUAGCUUUCUUUUUCAGAUUGUAACUGGAACAGAGUGUGCUUUGAUAAAAUGGCCAUGUUUGCUUAUGAAGUCAGUGAUGGGGAAUUGACCUGAAAUUUAUGCAAGCCAUCUUUCUAAGCCUAAGCCUGAACAUGUUUUAAACACAUUCCAGUAAUGAUACUGAUGUUACAAGCAUCAGUAAGAAUGUAUCUGAGAAUAAUAUUAUUGAGUUGAAUCUGUUGUCCUUUUGGUAAAGCAGUGCAAAUACAGAUCAGGUGGUACAAAGAUUGAAGCACUUGGUACCAGUCGUAUUAGACUUUAUGAUUAAAAGCUGAAACAUACCUUUUUCACAUAUUCAAAUAUUAGUUCAAAGUAUUUUUCCAGUAAUGCUUACUGUUAAUGGUCAAGUUGAAUGUUACCUGCCACCUUGGUUUCUUAGGAUGUCUUAACAUGAAUAUUGCUUCUAGUUUUGCUCAGCUGUCUGUCAUCCCUUUGGGCAUCCUUGUAUUAGUUUGACCUUCCUGUACGCUUCUUUGAAGAAAUUUUCCCUCCUUGCCCCGCACCUUCUGUCUGUCAGAGAGAAUUUUGUGCUUGAAAUUAUUCAAAAGUAUUACUUGUAUAGUAAACUGAUACUUUUUUCAUUUGUACUUGUGUUAAGAACUCUGUAUUUAUUUCUUAAAUACUUUGCUUUUAAAUUCAUGUCUCUGUCUCUUCUGUGACAUUUUCAUUUGGACAUUGCUAAAGACUUCCUUCUAUUCAAAACUAAUUAUACUAACUCCUUGGAUCAUACAAAGUAUUACUGUUAAAUUAGUGAGGGGGGAAAUUCUGUAUAGUUUAUGGUCUUGUAAAGUAGAUCUGGAUUUCGAAACUGUGCAGAUAAAUCUGUACAUAGACUGGAAAUCUGUUGAACUACACUGCUGGUUGGGAGUGGUGCAAAUCUUAAUGGAGUUGGCUUUGCUAUAGCAAAUUUCCGCUGUGGUGUAUCUUCCUAAUGUGCUUCUAGUCCUCUUUGUCUUCCUGUUGUAACCACAACAGUAUUCACUGUUGAUGAGCCUCUUGAGGAUAUCAUUGGCACAAGCAUCCAGGGGGUAUUUGGUAUUCUUUGAAAGGACUUGAAAGUUGUUACUUUCUCUCCAACUGUUGUCUCCUUGUCUGGAGAAUUUAGCUUAAUGAAUAUCCAUGAGGGAGAAGAAAUGAAGGCAGGCUGGCAUGAAGCAUUAGGAGAUCUUCUAAGACUUUCUUUACAAAGAAGUCUCAAACCAAAAAUAGGAAAUGGUGAUGGUGAAGACUGGAGGAGAUAAGGUCUUGGGGAAAUAAUGUUAAACUGUCUUAGACACAAUUCAGUUGGUAGGUCACAUGGACACAUGAACAAGUAAUACUGUAAUGUAUGGCCUCAGGUAUCUCUUAUUCUGUUACUUUGUCUCUUGGGAGUCAUCCCUCCCUACUACUUUAAAUACAACUAUCGCAAGAGGCUGGCUAUUGCUAUAUCUGUUUACUAUGUCUUCUGCUUCACUGGCAAGGGCACGGGCAACUGUUAUUUCUGUAGCAGCAUAUUUGAAGGCCUCAGCUAACAAGCUAUCUUUAUGCUCAUCUGAGAUAGGAAGAUGUCUGUAAACCAUUUUCAGUGAUGCAGAAUUGAAGCACAGAGAAAAACUGCUCUUAUGAGGAGUCUGGCAAAGCAAGGAGGAAAAAGCAUUAUCUCAUGAGUUUCAGCAUUGCAGCAGCAAAAACUGUUAAGUGCUAGCUAGAACUCUAGUUUCUUUAACUUAAAAUGUCUUAAAACUUCUGCUUCAUGAUGCCUGUAUUUAGUAUAAUAACUUUUUUCCAUUUGGUUUCUGUACCAGAGAGUUAAAUCUCAAAGAGUUAAAAUUGUAUGACUGAGAUCAGUAAUUAACAGUGGUGUCGGAUAUAAUGAUGAUAAUCCUUUUUAUGCCGUUUCCUAGAUGUAGUGGCACCACAGGGAAGCACCAAGCUGCUAGCCAUCAAGGCACCAGCUGAAUUUCCUAAAAUGUUGUCUUCUAGCUCUCUCCUAGUAUCUGAAAACAAAGGUGAGAGCACAUCUAGUACUAACCUCAAGGAAGCUUCAAAACCUGCUGAAGACAUGAGGAUGUUCAUGUCAAGAAAAACAGUGGUCGCAUUUCCUCAGCGAGGAGUUGUUUCUCCUCUUGAGGAGGAAAACCUCACUACACCUGCAACAGAAGGAGGCUUGAGGAAAGAGUUAGUUGAGGAAGAAACUUCGUCUUCAUCGAGCUCAGAUUCUAGCUCAGAUUCUGAGGAAGAAAAGGAUGAUGAUGAUUCAGAAGUUGCUAUUAAAACCAAAGUUGAGUUUCCUAGACAAGAUUCCAUCUUUUCUGAGAACAUAGCAGUAAAGGCAUCAAUACUAGCAAAAGAGAACUUGUCCCAAAAAUCCCACAAAGUUUACAUAGCUAGGAAGAAACCAUGCAAACCAGAAACAGAUGUGUCUCCUAUCAAGCAAGUUGCAUUUUCUAAAACAUCACUCAGUCGUGAAACAUCAAAAUCCAAAGCAAGAAACCCCAGAGUAAAAUCAGCUCCAAAAGUGGCAGAUCAGCAGAAGCUGGUCUUAGAACCACAUGUGGUUGAAAGCCAAGACCUGACUGAUAUCACUCAUAAAUCUGAUUAUUUGGAGGAAAAGUCCAUUGGAACCCAAGUAGCAGCUCUUCAGCUGAAACCUUCAUCAGUGACUCGGGAAGAGAAAAAGCAAAAACUGUUAUCCAGAGGAGAAGAAAAAAAGGUGAAGGAGGCACAGGAGUCAGAAGCAGAAGUAGUAACUGCUCCUAAACUAGAAGAGGUUUCUGGAAGCACAGUGUUGGUGAUGGGCACUGCAGCAGAGGAGGAGACCAUUCAGGAAGCAGGAGUCCAAGCGGGAGAAAGAAGCACAAUAGAGGAGACCACAGCAGCUGCUGAGCCUCCUCCAGAAGAAUUUGAUAAUUCUACCUACAAGAACCUUCAGCAUCAUGAAUAUAACAUUUAUACCUUUGUUGAUUCUGUUGCGGCGCUCUCAAAAUUCAGGCAGCCUCAGCCAUCUUCUGGAAGACCAUCACCAAGGCAUUGAAAGAACUACAUUUCAAACAAAUGCCCAGGCAGAAUGAUAAAUAGUUCUAUUUAGCACUGUUGCUUUGUAUUAUAAAUCAGAUAAUAAAUAAAUGCGUGAUAAGUU
Molecule: messenger RNA, 4265 nt
Organism: Athene cunicularia (burrowing owl)
Lineage: Eukaryota; Metazoa; Chordata; Aves; Strigiformes; Strigidae
Gene: NDUFV3
Product: NADH:ubiquinone oxidoreductase subunit V3
Exons: 2
Coding region: 3096-4160 (354 amino acids)
Biological process (GO): mitochondrial ATP synthesis coupled electron transport
Cellular component (GO): mitochondrion
Source: RefSeq, a predicted model, not a curated record